UUAGGGAUUGAAUAUUUCAUGCUUUGAAAAUUUGAAAUUUGAAAUUUGAUCCUCGGACACCCAGGGGUUCCUGUACUUGAGCGUCCGAACUACUGCUAGACCUAGAGAGCGAAAGUGAGAGCGAGAGCGACAGAGAGAGACGGGUUUCCCCUUCAAGACUGUAGAGUGAGAGAGAGGCUUUUUCGUCCUGGAGAGAGAAAGGUCUUGUGCCCCUAGAGAGAGAGCAGCGGAGUUUUGUCCUUCUAACUGAUAGAGAGAAAGGGUUGUUUUGUCCUGACUCUUAAAGCUUUAGCGCUAGGUUUUCGGAAGAGAGGUGGUGUGAUUUGUUAAAGAGAGAGAGAUGUCUAAUCCUCCUCUUCCGAGGCAGUUCAAGCUGGAGAAGGAGAGUGAGCUGAGGAUUGAAGUGGGGUCUGAGUCUCCCCUCCGCUUUCGUCUGCUCCCUGGCGGCACGGCUGAGAUUUUUGGUACCGAGCUCCCUCCUGAAAUUUGGCUCACUUUGCCACCCAGGCACAAAUUCGCUGUUUUCACUUGGCACGGUGCCACUAUUGAUGUGGAUGGUAUCAGUGAAGUUGAGUAUGUUGCUGAUGAGACACCAAUGGUUAGCUAUGUGAACGUACAUGCUGUGUUGGAGGGACGAAGAGCUCGUGCAAAAGGGGCAUCCUCAAAUACUAGCUCAAAUACACAACGUUCAGAAGCCCCAGUUGACUCUCAGGGUCCCCGUGUGAUUGUUGUGGGGCCUACAGAUUCUGGAAAAAGUAGCCUCUCAAGAAUGCUUCUCAGUUGGGCUGCCAAACAGAGGUGGAAACCGACAUUUGUGGAUCUAGAUAUUGGUCAAGGAUCGAUAACCAUACCUGGAUGUAUUGCUGCAACUCCAAUUGAAAUGCCAAUUGAUCCAGUUGAAGGAAUACCACUUGAAAUGCCCAUUGUAUAUUUUUUUGGGCACACAACACCUAGUGUCAAUACAGAGUUAUACAAAGUGCUUUGCAAGGAACUAGCUCGAACUUUGGAGAGACAAUUUUCUGCUAAUGCAGAUGUUCGAGCAGCAGGCAUGGUAAUCAACACCAUGGGAUGGGUUGAGGGUGUCGGUUACGAGUUGCUUCUUCAUGCAAUUGAUACUUUCAAUGCGAAUGUAGUGCUGGUGCUUGGACAGGAGAAACUCUGCAGCAUGUUAAAAGAUGUCUUGAAGACCAAACCCAAUGUGGAUAUUGUAAAGCUUCAUAAGUCCGGAGGUGUUGUUCCCAGGAAUCCAAAAUUCAGACAAAAGGCCAGAAGCUAUAGGAUAAGGGAAUACUUCUAUGGUCCCUCUAGUGACCUAUCCCCUCAUUCGAGCAUUGCAAGCUUCAACGAUGUGAUUAUAUAUCGUUGUGGUGGUGGGCCCCAGGCUCCACGCUCCGCACUACCAAUAGGAGCAGAGCCCACUGCCGAUCCAACCCGCCUUGUGCCCGCGACCAUGAACCAAGAUAUGCUGCAUCUCAUCCUAGCAGUUUCUUAUGCCAAGGAACCUGACCAAAUUAUAACAAGCAAUAUAGCUGGUUUCAUCUACAUUACAGAUGUAGAUCUUCAAAGGAGGAAAUUCACUUAUCUUGCACCAUGCCCUGGCGAACUUCCUAGCAGGUUUCUAUUGGUAGGGUCUUUGACCUGGCUUGAAACAUAAGGGGCCGCAAUGGUCGUGGACUGUAAAGUGUAAACUGUAUUUUUUUAUCAUCUCUGGUUUUUGGUGGAUAGUGGCAUUCUUUUACACUGCUAAGAAAGUAGUGACUUUUGUCUUCC
Molecule: messenger RNA, 1770 nt
Organism: Amborella trichopoda
Lineage: Eukaryota; Viridiplantae; Streptophyta; Magnoliopsida; Amborellales; Amborellaceae
Gene: CLPS3
Product: CLP-similar protein 3
Biological process (GO): tRNA splicing, via endonucleolytic cleavage and ligation; mRNA 3'-end processing
Cellular component (GO): mRNA cleavage factor complex; nucleus
Molecular function (GO): polynucleotide 5'-hydroxyl-kinase activity
Source: RefSeq, a predicted model, not a curated record